Trypanosoma rangeli is the source of this 387-nucleotide messenger RNA. RefSeq lists its product as uncharacterized. The record is from RefSeq and is a predicted model, not a curated record. NCBI's taxonomy places the organism in Eukaryota, Euglenozoa, Kinetoplastea, Trypanosomatida, Trypanosomatidae. The coding region runs from base 1 to 387 and encodes 128 amino acids. The transcript has a single exon.
AUGACAGUUGAUAGCACGAGCGGCAGCGGUGACGGCGCUGGAGGAAGUGGCAAGAACACUACCGCCGCAAAAAAGCCCAGUAUUGCCAAUGCCGUGCCCCCACCAAAGAAAAAUCCGCAUUUACUUCGUUUGGCGACGUUUUACAAUACGCGCAUUCCACUAGGUGUCCGCGAAUUUGUUUUUUUGGGCCCACUACUGCUCAUAACCUUUGGUAUUGCUUAUUACAUUCCAGUGCUAGUUCCCGUCGAGAAAUUUACGCAAGGCAUCACACCCAAUACGAUGCCCAUGGCAGAUUAUACACUAGAGCCCAUGUAUGAUAAACAUGGAGGGUUGAAGGGAUACCGUCGCAUCCUUCGACAUCACAGUGAAAAGGGGGGAACUGCGUAG